UGUUGCCGCAACCACAAACGUUUAUGGGCACAGUGUUUGAUUCUAGUCCCUCAUUAGAACUCUACUUGAAUUCAAGGUGCCAGACAUGUUCUGUUAAUUGACAGGAGGCGACGUCAAUAUGUUGCUCUCCCUCCAUAUGAUUUUGGUUACGCGUCUGCGCGCGCCGUGCAUCAGCAGAGACCAGGUGGUAAAAUGCAACUUUUAAGGAAAGAUUUUGAAGGAAGCAUAUGGUGUUCUUACCUGACUAGUCAAAAAAAUGUGAGAAGAUAUUUAAUAGGUAAUCAAACGACACUAACCCAAAAAACCGAGAGGAGCGAGAGGCAAUCAUGAGCGCAUCUUUUCCCAAAUCCGAAUCCAAAACCUCCUUGCUGAAAUCCUCAUCCGCAAGCGGAAGAUCGACAUUCUUCCCUGAACGCACGACAGGAACGGAACGAAGUCGUCAUCACCACCGUCUAGCUCCAAAUCAAGUGAGCGGCAAUGCCGCAGACGAGUUAUUCUGGUCGGCAGACUGCGACGUUAGUGCUCGGAGACCGCUGUGCCACCCCUCGCUCUUCGCUACCCGGAAUAGCGCAGCGAUCCGAGCCAAGACCCAGUCCCACGCCCCGCAUGGCCACGUUCCCGCAGCCUACUCACAGGAAUGCCCAACAGAGCAACAUGGUGUGGGCCGUGGAGUGAGAGAACGCUGCAAAUCAUCCAAACACCACCGACACCACCGGAAAACGACCCGGGACGAACCGCCAACGCCACCUGCAACUGCACACAAAAACAGCCAAAUUCACCCUACCCGAUUAAACCAGAGAAUAGGCCUACAGACCCACACUGACUGCAAAGCCGACGCCGCGUUCUUCUUUGAAUCGAGGUACUAUACAAGGGCAAGUUCGUCUGCUAGCGGAGAUGCCAGCAUUCCGUCCCCUGCUUCCUCAUCGCCUAUCCCCGUGUCCAGCCUAUCCUCUCAUCGCUCCGGAAGGUCCAGUACUGCAUCAUCUGAAUCCGACUUCAAUUUGCGCCCAAUUCUCAGCUCCGUUUUUGGACAGGAUAGAGAGCUGAGGCCAGAAGAGAUUGAUGAGUUGCGGGAUGCUUUUAAGGAGUUUGAUAAGGAUAAAGACGGUUUCAUCAGCUGUAAAGACCUGGGAAAUUGCAUGAGAACCAUGGGAUACAUGCCUACUGAAAUGGAGUUGAUAGAACUUAGCCAACAGAUCAACAUGAAUUUGGGAGGUCACGUUGACUUUGAUGAUUUUGUGGAAUUAAUGGGGCCCAAACUUCUUGCCGAAACUGCAGAUAUGAUUGGUGUGAAAGAACUACGAGAUGCGUUUAAAGAGUUUGACACCAAUGGGGAUGGUGCGAUAAGCACAGUUGAGCUGAGGGAAGCCAUGAGGAAGUUGCUGGGACAACAGGUUGGCCACAAGGACUUAGAAGAUAUCCUCAGAGACAUCGACUUGAAUGGUGAUGGGCAUGUUGACUUUGAAGAGUUUGUACGAAUGAUGUCCCGCUAGGAGGAGUGGUCGAUAUGGCUUUUAUUUAUUUAUGCUGAAUGUAAAUCUCUGCCCUUUGGUUAUCAUCAUCUAAUGAGCAAAGUGGAGGAAAUGCUAGGAGCUAUCUAGGAGAUAUCUUUACCUGAGAAAAACUGGAAUGAAAUCCUUUACCUCUAAGGAGAAACAGAUGACAACCGUAGUGUUCUUCUCUAAAGGGCCAACAGUUCAGCUGAGGCAAAUUCUACUGUAGCUUACAGACUGACUUGCUAAUGGUUUAACCCUCCAUGGACUGAACACACUUGUGCGUAGCUUGUUGUUAAAGCAAGGUUUCUCAACACUUAAAGGGGCAUUCUGCAGAUGAUAAAAGAACAAAGCACAAAUGUGUAGGCACUUUCAGUCAAACGUGUAGGGAUCAACCUGUAGAAAUCGAACCACUUGAAAAUUCAUACAAAUGGCUUUGGGUGCAAGGACUGACCGCUUAAUCCAAACCAUGCUAUACCAAGUUUCUACAUUGUUUACAAACUUUGGAGUAAAAUAAGUAUUUUAGCUUAUGGUGAGACAUGUGAAACAUAUAUAACAUAUUCUUUACAUGUAUACAUGUCGCUGUAGCAGAGUGAAAUGAACCCUGUACAUGCAAAGAUACUGUUAGCCACUGUUGGACAGCAAAGUCUUGCAUCUCAUUUAUUUCUGUAGUGCUGCUCAUGGCAAGAACUUUGUGCUGAGUUUAAGACUCAAUAGGUAUAUAACUUUCAUUUAAUCCAAACUGAAUGUAGCAAGUGCAGACUGCCCCUUUAAAUAGCAAUAUCACUGGUACAUUCUUCAAGUUUGGGUAUAAUAUUGAGAAAAGCUUAUUGUUCUUUAUGUGUUUGUAUGUAUCUGUAUGUAUGUACAAUAUGUAUUGUAUCUAAUGAUCACCACGUAUCUUUUGGACCGGAGAAUGUAUAGUUUGGGGGGGUGUUGUGGACGUGUUUUGUACCCACAACCUCCUUGUGUAUGAACAAUUUGUUUGAUGGUGCUCAAUUCAGAUGACCUCUCUGUGUGAUCCGGGUACAGAGCCAAAGAGCACAAGAAGCAGCAGCAAUUUCACACAUUCACUUGUUUGAUUUCCUGGCCCCUGUCACUGUGAUCUUUUUGUGAUGUGAUCACUGUUUGCCCCAUACCAUAAAAACACUGGAUUAUGUCCAAUGCAAUGGGUUUAUUGCAAAUAUGCCAACUCCAGAUCUGGAAAAUAGUAGCUUUUCUUAACUCACAAAAAAACAUGAUGGUUUACAUGUACAGUUUUUUUUGUCUGAGUCUGUACAUCUGUUUGUCUGUAGGUACAGCAAAUACAUAGUAAAGUCGUGAUCUGUCAUUGUGCUGUUUAUGCAUGCCAAAGAGACAAACAUAAUUUGAAAUACAGUUUAUUUCUAUGUGUGACAGUACAUGUAAUAAAUUAUCUUAGGUAUAUGGCUACACAAUGUGAGCCUACUUUUUACAUUUCUAAAUGGACAAGCAAUUUAGAGCAAACAAUAUCAAGGCCAGGAAAAGUACAAGGACAAAACUGGUGCACAAAUUAGCCUGGCUGGAAUGGUAAAACAUGUCGUCAUGGCAACUGUCUCUUUCCUCCACCUGGGUCCCCAUGAGAAGCACAGAAUGUAUUCUCAGUUCCCUGUCAUACGCCUCAAUAAGGAACCAUACCCUAACCCUCCAUUGUGUGGUUAACAUGCCCUCCAGAUUAUUAGCCCCACUGGAAACAAUGGCAUUGUUAUUUAUCAGCUUAAUCUUACACAAACAACAUGAGCAGAAUUGAUACUUUAACUGAGGUAAAAUUGUAAAAGAAACAUUUUAUUUGAUAAGUAUAUUUCAUGAUU
This is a messenger RNA of Esox lucius (northern pike), 3322 nucleotides long. It is a transcript of the gene cabp1a, whose product is annotated as calcium binding protein 1a. Gene Ontology annotation, molecular function: calcium ion binding. NCBI's taxonomy places the organism in Eukaryota, Metazoa, Chordata, Actinopteri, Esociformes, Esocidae. The coding region runs from base 327 to 1493 and encodes 388 amino acids. The record is from RefSeq and is a predicted model, not a curated record. The transcript is spliced from 7 exons.